CACAAGUGCAAAAGGUGUGACUAGAAAAACGGGCGUUGUGGUCGUAGGAAAGCGAGACGUCACCAACCGAGUGGGAAUGGCGAUGAAAGGGAGCCCUCACACCUUUCCCUCCACAAUCACUCCAUCCUCCUGCCCCUGCUCCUGCUCUCUGCUCCAUUGCUUUCCUCCCUCUGCCUCGAGAAGCCGGCUAGCCGGAGAGGGAACGUGGUCGCCGGAGUCGGAGAAGAGGAAGGAAGAGGGUGAGGGAGGAUGUCGGACUGGGGGCCGGUGGUGAUCGCGGUGGUGCUGUUCGUGCUGCUGUCCCCGGGGCUGCUGCUGCAGCUCCCCGGGAAGCACCACUUCGUGGAGUUCGGCAACAUGCACACCAGCGCCAUGGCCAUCCUCGUCCACGCCAUCAUCUACUUCGCCCUCAUCGCUCUCUUCGUCAUCGUCAUCGGCGUGCACAUCACCACGGACUAGUCCGAUCGAUCCCCCGGCCAGCUGCAAUUAAGCUGCUCUCCUUCUUUUUCUUCUGCUUCUCGUUUCUUUCUUUACUUUUGUUUUUGGCUGACUCUUGCCUCUGUUCUUGCUGGUGCAGCAACCACUGUAGUAUGUGAUGAUGUUUCUUUGUUGCCCUGCGUAAUUAAUCGCUCGUAUGUAGCCGCCUGAUUAAUAAAGAGAUGUUUACUUGGUUUUCCA
This is a messenger RNA of Hordeum vulgare subsp. vulgare (domesticated barley), 678 nucleotides long. RefSeq lists its product as uncharacterized. Bases 250 to 459 code for a protein of 69 amino acids. The record is from RefSeq and is a predicted model, not a curated record. The transcript has a single exon. Lineage: Eukaryota; Viridiplantae; Streptophyta; Magnoliopsida; Poales; Poaceae.